GACAGUACACCAGUAGAGUAUGUCUCGUGCUGUUCACUUGUGUGAAAGGCCGACGAGAUCCGACAACUAAGUAAUAAAGACGAUCACACAGUGAUGCAAAAAUUGCAAGACCGACUCAAGGUGGUCACGCUUGCGUGUAUUAUACCUCUUGCUCUUCCUCUUUCCAGAUCCUAUAGACUGACAUCGACAGUAGAGCAAUUGCAAUCGCAAUGUGAAAGCUUUUAUUUCAGCGUUGAUGCUGCGCGCUACGGCUACGGGACGAGAUUCAAGACCGAGCAACGGCGUCAUGCUUCUCUGUUUGGGUAGAAGGCUGAUCCAUGCUCGUCUAUUCUUCAUCCACUGCGUUUGCGUUGCAGUCCUAUCGUUCUCAGGUCUCACCAAUCGGUCGUCCUUGGCGAUAGGGCGAAAGCUGCACCACCAGCAGAAAACCAUCGCGCCUCCGGCAUCGCUCUCGUCCGCGCAACAAGCCACGACAAUUGACUAUGGAUUGCAAAAAUGUCUGGGUCUGGAAGAAUGCAACUUGUGAUGCUAUUUUUGGAAUCUGAAAAAAUCUGUAUUGCGUGAGCAGCAAGAGGCGUCCAGUUUUUGCUCCGCGGAGAGAGCAUUUGUCAUGCGGGAUAGGCAUCAAGAUACCCGCAAAAAAUCUGUCAUGCUAGGUCAUGCAUUACAGGCAUCAUAGCUCAUUCGAAAUAUAUAUGCAUGACAAACCUGGAAAUCUUCCAGGCCCAGACAUUUUUACAGUUGAUAUUGACCACAGCAAGCCUAAACUUUGCGCCGCUGGUCUGUACGUGGUCUCCGACCAUGAAUUCGACACCUGGUAUCAUGGAACCAGCACCCCGGAGCCCAAGACAAGCUCUUCUUGGUCGUCCCAUCCUCUUUUGGAUGAUCCACAUGACCUGCAGCCGCGACGACCUGCUGGGCGCAGCGCAGGUGGAGCAGGUGCAACAAGUGCAUCAAUCAUACCGAGACCACAGCAGAGCAGUCUGUUACCACUUCCGAACAAUGCAGCUGGAAAUUAUGGCGCCGUCGGGCACGAGGAUGGGCGAGGUAAUCGUAAUGUGAAUGCGAACGACAGCAGGAGUUCCUCCCUCGCACCCACGCCACCUACUUCUUCCUUGAGGGAAAAGAUCGAGAACUGGAAAUUCCCCACGGACGAGGAAGACGCACAGGC
Messenger RNA from Amoebophrya sp. A120, 1171 nucleotides. NCBI's taxonomy places the organism in Eukaryota, Dinophyceae, Syndiniales, Amoebophryaceae. The record is from the annotation of a GenBank genome assembly.